Messenger RNA from Otolemur garnettii (small-eared galago), 2778 nucleotides. RefSeq names its product L3MBTL1, histone methyl-lysine binding protein (gene L3MBTL1). Gene Ontology annotation, biological process: regulation of DNA-templated transcription. NCBI's taxonomy places the organism in Eukaryota, Metazoa, Chordata, Mammalia, Primates, Galagidae. The record is from RefSeq and is a predicted model, not a curated record. Gene Ontology annotation, molecular function: zinc ion binding; protein binding. The transcript has 22 exons. Gene Ontology annotation, cellular component: nucleus. Bases 1 to 2778 code for a protein of 925 amino acids.
AUGGAAGGGCAUGCUGAAAUGGAGAUGCUGCGGACACUGACAGGCCCCUCCACAGGAGAGGUCAGCGUGCACCUGCUGGCUAGAGAGAGCCCAGGUUCCCCUCCUCAUUUGCCCACAACUGCCUUCAUCAUUCCAGCCAACUCAGCCACCCUGGGCCUGCCUACUAGUGCCCUGGAUGUGUCUUGCUUUCCCCGGGAGCCAAUCCAUGUGGGCGCCCCAGAGCAGGUGGCCAGCAGCGAACCAGUUACCGCUACAGUCCUGCCGCAGCUUAAUGCCGUGCCAGUCUCCAGCUCCAGCGCCAGCACAGUACGGCUUCUUGAGUGGACUGAGGCUGCAGCCCCGCCCCCUGCGAGCGGCUUGCGGUUCCGGAUAAGCGAGUACACGCAGCUGAACAUGCUGGGAGUGGAGCAGCCCCCGGGUACGGAGCUGAGGCGAGGAGACAUGACCGAAUAUGAAGAUGGCCGGUCCCCGGUUGGGGAUGGCGAUGUGGGCACCCAACAGCCCGAGGACCUCCCUCAGAAUUCUUCCGAAGAUACCCCUCAGGACUUCCCCAAGGAUGAUGGCACCUGUCAGUGCCAGGCCUGUGGGCCUCAGCAAGGCGCUGGUCCAGAUCUUGGUUCCUCCAGUGAUGGCCCUCAGCUGUUCCAAGAGCGGUCAGUCAUAGUGGAGAAUUCCUCAGGCCGUGGCAAUGCUUCUGAGCUUCUCAAACCCAUGAAGAAGAGGAAACACAGGGAAUACCAGAGCCCAUCAGAGGAAGAGUCUGAGCCAGAAGCCAUGGAGAAGCAAGAAGGAAGAAAGGAUCCAGAGGGACCACCUACUGCUAGAACCCCAGAGAGUGAAGAGUGGAGCAGCAGCCUGCCUGGUAUGCUUGUCUGUCUCUUCUCCAUGGCAACAGGGGAGAAGAAGGAAGGCUGGUCGUGGGAGUCCUACUUAGAGGAGCAGAAGGCCAUCACUGCCCCAGUCAGCCUCUUCCAGGACUCCCAGGCAGUCACCCAUAACAAGAAUGGCUUCAAACUGGGCAUGAAGUUGGAAGGCAUUGACCCGCAGCACCCAUCCAUGUACUUCAUCCUCACUGUGGCUGAGGUCUGUGGCUACCGUCUACGUCUGCACUUUGAUGGGUAUUCCGAGUGCCAUGACUUCUGGGUCAAUGCCAACUCCCCUGACAUUCACCCUGCUGGCUGGUUUGAGAAGACUGGGCACAAGCUACAGCCUCCCAAAGGUUACAAGGAGGAGGAGUUCAGCUGGAGCCAGUACCUGCGCAGCACAAGAGCUCAGGCUGCCCCCAAGCACCUGUUUGUGAGCCAGAGCCACAGCCCGCCACCCCUGGGCUUCCAGGUGGGCAUGAAGCUGGAGGCUGUCGACCGCAUGAACCCAUCGCUCGUCUGUGUGGCCAGUGUGACUGACCUGGUAGACGGCCGCUUCCUGGUGCACUUUGACAACUGGGAUGACACUUACGACUACUGGUGUGAUCCCAGCAGCCCCUACAUCCACCCGGUAGGCUGGUGCCAGAAGCAUGGAAAACCCCUCACCCCUCCACAAGACUACCCAGACCCUGAUAACUUCUGUUGGGAGAAAUAUCUAGAAGAAACUGGGGCCUCUGCUGUGCCCACCUGGGCCUUCAAGGUGCGACCCCCUCACAAUUUCCUGGUCAACAUGAAACUGGAGGCUGUGGACCGCAGGAACCCAGCCCUGAUUCGUGUGGCCAGCGUGGAAGAUGUGGAGGACCAUCGGAUAAAGCUUCACUUUGAUGGCUGGAGUCAUGGCUAUGAUUUCUGGAUCGACGCUGACCACCCAGACAUCCACCCUGCGGGCUGGUGCUCCAAGACAGGACAUCCCCUGCAGCCUCCUCUCCGUCCCAGAGAGCCCAGCUCUGCCUCCCCUGGUAGCUGUCCCUCUCUCAGCUAUAGGAGCCUGCCCCACACUAAGACCUCCAAAUACAGCUUUCACCACCGGAAGUGUCCCACUCCUGGUUGUGAUGGCUCUGGCCAUGUCACAGGCAAGUUCACAGCUCACCACUGCCUCUCGGGCUGCCCACUGGCUGAGAGGAACCAGAGCCGGCUGAAAGCAGAGCUGUCCGACACAGAGGCCUCAGCCCGCAAGAGGAACCUCUCAGGCCUGUCCCCAAGGAAGAAGCCUCGCCAUCACGGCCGAAUCGGACGCCCUCCCAAGUAUCGGAAGAUUCCACAGGAAGAUUUCCAGACACUCACCCCCGAUGCUGUGCACCAGUCCCUCUUCAUGUCAGCCUUGUCGGCCCACCCUGACCGCUCACUCUCAGUGUGCUGGGAGCAGCACUGCAAGCUCCUGCCGGGAGUGGCAGGUAUCUCAGCCUCAACAGUCACCAAGUGGACCAUUGACGAGGUCUUCGGCUUUGUUCAGACUCUGACAGGUUGUGAGGACCAAGCACGCGUCUUCAAAGAUGAGGUGGGACUAGACAGAGCGACCCACAUCUCUGAGAAAAAUCUGGUAUGGACUAUGGCCCAGCUUGGGGACCCUGUGCGUUCAGAUCAUCUUCAGGAAGCAAAAACCAUUCUAGAGGCAGGAUUCCAUUUACUCCUCUGCUCUCUGCCCAGUCCUUUGUUUGCCAAACUUAGCUUCAUCAGUGAUGGGCAAGAAAUUAAAGCGUACUUUUUUUCCUCCAAUCCAAUGAUUGACGGCGAGGCCUUCCUUUUGCUGACACAGGCGGACAUCGUGAAGAUCAUGAGCGUCAAGCUGGGCCCAGCCUUGAAGAUCUAUAACGCCAUUCUCAUGUUCAAAAAUGCUGAUGACACCUUAAAGUGA